Molecule: messenger RNA, 1155 nt
Organism: Arxiozyma heterogenica
Lineage: Eukaryota; Fungi; Ascomycota; Saccharomycetes; Saccharomycetales; Saccharomycetaceae
Gene: SAY1
Product: steryl deacetylase
Exons: 1
Coding region: 1-1155 (384 amino acids)
Molecular function (GO): lipase activity
Source: RefSeq, a predicted model, not a curated record
AUGGUCAGUCAGAUAGUGUCAUGGGUGUUAUUUUUCACUAAAUUAUUUACCAUAGUACCUUAUAAGGUAAUAAUAGGAUAUAGAAGACAUCAGUCAAGAAAUUCUAGUUUCAACCAUAUCGAAAAAGGUAAAAUAUGGUUACGAUUAUUUAUGAGAGAGGCAACUUCGAUAUGUGAUGGUGAUAUAUUAAAAUAUGUCCUCAAUCCAUUAUUUGAUUGUAUGUGUAAAGCUAUAUUAUGUAUCUCGUCUGUUCCUAUGAAAUAUAGCUAUUCAUUAUUAUCAUCUUCAGAGUAUCCAAAUCUUCAGAUUGAUUGUAAUUGGUAUUACCAGCCGUCUAAUUAUGAUCCAAAGAGAGACGAUACAUUGAUUUUUGUUCAUGGUGGAGGAUUUGCGAUAAAGAUGAUUCCUUUAGAAUUUUUAUUCCUGAAUCAUUUAAUUUCUUUAUUCCCUCAAAUGGCAAUUAUAAUUCAUAACUAUACUGUAUCUACGGAAAAUGGCGGAGAACUACCUAAACAGUGUCAUGAAUUAAAAGAAUUAUAUAUAUAUUUAACAACAGUAGUAGGCAGUAAUAACAUUAUCUUAUUAGGUGAAUCUGCAGGUGGUCAUAUUAUCUUAAAUAUACUUUUACAAUUACAAGAGCUUAAUUUAAAUUUGCCAAAAAAAGCCAUAUGUAUAAGUCCCUGGUGUAACCCAUUUCAAGUUUUGUCGAUUGACAAAGAUAACCCUUAUGAAAACGAUAAUUAUAAAACGUUUGAUUCUUUAACAAAAGAACAUUUGAUGUUAUUUAGUUCGUUGUUGUUGAAGCAAACAGGUCAAAGUGAAGAAGAAAGUAUGGUGGCAACACAAAAAGCAUUAGAUAAUGGUAGUUGCAUCUCAAUGGAUCUAGAAAUAGAUUUCCAUGAAGAAUAUUGGGCAAAAAUUGUUAAACAAGUAUCUAUUUAUAUAUCCUAUGGUACUCAUGAAGUUCUUCAAGGUGAAAUUAAACGACUGUGUGAUAAAUUGAUAAAAGUAUCUAAUUCAAACGGGAAUGUUAUCGUUUUUGAAGACCACGAAGGAUCCCAUAUUGAACCAUUACUGCAUAUAGGAGCUAAAGAUACUAUUAAAUGGAGCCACAAGUCAAACGUGGAACCUAUGAUUAAGUUUUUACAAAUCUGA